This is a messenger RNA of Alexandromys fortis (reed vole), 1348 nucleotides long. RefSeq names its product kallikrein related peptidase 9 (gene Klk9). Gene Ontology annotation, cellular component: secretory granule. NCBI's taxonomy places the organism in Eukaryota, Metazoa, Chordata, Mammalia, Rodentia, Cricetidae. Gene Ontology annotation, molecular function: serine-type endopeptidase activity. Gene Ontology annotation, biological process: proteolysis. The transcript is spliced from 5 exons. The record is from RefSeq and is a predicted model, not a curated record. Bases 60 to 821 code for a protein of 253 amino acids.
GCUUACCAUAAAGAAGGCCAGGCGCCCAGCUUCAGGCCGCUGGAUCUGCGCCCAAGGCCAUGAAGCUGGGACUCCCCUUCGUGUUGCUCUCUCUGCUGGCAGGCCGCUGUGGAGCCGACACCCGCACCGUGGGAGCCCGGGAAUGCCAGCGCCACUCUCAGCCCUGGCAGGCGGGCCUCUUCUACCUCACCCGGCAGCUCUGCGGAGCCACGCUCAUCAGUGACCGAUGGCUCCUCACAGCUGCCCACUGCCGCAAGCCGUACCUGUGGGUCCGCCUUGGGGAGCAUCAUCUGUGGCAGUGGGAAGGCCCCGAGAAGCUGCUUCUGGCCACGGACUUCUUCCCCCAUCCUGGGUUCAAUUCAGACCUCUCUGCCAAUGACCACAAUGAUGACAUCAUGCUGAUCCGGCUACCCAGGAGGGUCCAGAUGAGUGCAGCUGUGCAGCCCCUCAACCUCAGCCAGAGCCUGCCGUCCGUGGGCUCCCAGUGCCUUAUCUCUGGCUGGGGCAGCGUGUCCAGCUCAAAACUACAGUACCCACUGACACUUCAGUGCGCCAACAUCAGCAUCCUGGACAACAAGCUCUGCCGCUGGGCGUACCCGGGCCACAUCUCUGACAAGAUGCUGUGUGCUGGCCUGUGGGAGGGUGGCCGAGGAUCCUGCCAGGGUGACUCUGGGGGACCCCUGGUGUGCAACGGAACCCUGGCGGGUAUAGUGUCUGGGGGAUCUGAGCCUUGUUCCAGACCCCAGAGACCCGCUGUCUACACCAGCGUAUGCCACUACCGGGACUGGGUUCAAAAAACCAUGGAAGAAAACAGUCUAUAGUAAGGACAGACAGGAGAGGAAGAUGGAUGAAGGACCUCCUGCCUCGGCAUUACAGCUCUGGACGUUGAAACCCCACCCCCUCAGACUCUGCCACUCUGACUCCCCUGCUUAGGCUCCGUCCAAGACUCCACCCACUUAGGUCAUCUGACCUCUUGGGUUCUGCUUUCAGGCAAAUAAAUAAGACCACGCCCCCUCUAAGCCCAAGAGACACGCCUUCUUUAACCUUGACCCAGACUGACUUUAAUAACUACUCUCAGGAGUAGCCCAACCCUCACGAACACCGCCAAGAAAUAUCUUUCACUAAAUAGCUGCAUCACUCCAAAUUCUACCUUACGGCAUUUCUUCUCCGGUCUCCACCCUGCUUAGCCCCACCACCGGUGAUGUCAGGACUAAGUUAACUUCGCCCACCUGGAUUUCUGAAGAUUUUGAGUUCUGCCCAGGCUGUGUCGUGGGUUUGACUCUUGAGAGAGGAUGAUGUGGGCAUUGAUCUCUUCAGAGUCACAGUAUGAAUUAGAAUAAAGCACAGG